AAAAAAAAAAAAAGAAAAUCAAAUCAAAUAAAUUGUAUAAAGGAAAAAAAAAAAAAAUGAGUUUAUUUCCAACAAAAUUAUUACGUAUCAUAAGUAAUAUGAAUACCUUGACAGUUGCGUUACCAUUUAGUUCAGCCAACGAAGCAUCAAAAAGUGCAUGCAGUUUUCAACAGUCACGAAAAAACUCGACCACAACAACGGAAACAACAUGCCCUCAUCUCACUUUAGAUACUGCAUCAGCAACCGGAACAGCGACAACAAAUCCAUUAAGCUCUGUCGCAGAAUGGGCAAUAGCUUUACCGUAUAACGAAAUUCCUGGUCCAAAACCUAUACCUAUUUUAGGUAAUACGUGGAGGUUGAUGCCAAUUAUUGGUCAAUAUACUAUAAGUGAUGUAGCCAGAAUUUCCUUCGAACUGCAUCGGCAAUAUGGAAGAAUUGUACGUUUUAGUGGCUUAAUUGGAAGACCGGAUUUAUUAUUCAUAUUUGAUGCCGAUGAAAUUGAAAAUUGUUACCGCAAUGAGGGGCCUACUCCGUUUCGACCGUCAAUGCCGAGUUUGGUGAAAUAUAAAAGCGUUGUACGUAAGGAUUUCUUUGGCGAUUUGGGUGGAGUGGUGGGAGUACAUGGAGAAGCUUGGCGAGAAUUUCGUUCGAAGGUGCAAAGACCCAUUUUACAAUUAUCUACAAUAAGGCGUUAUUUACAGCCUUUAGAAGUGAUAACCGAAGACUUUUUAAAACGUUGUGUAGUUCUAUUGGACGAGAACAAUGAGUUGCCUGAAGAUUUUGAUAAUGAAAUACAUAAGUGGUCAUUGGAAUGCAUUGGUCGAGUCGCUUUGGAUACACGUUUAGGCUGUUUAUCUCCGAAUUUACCUCCGGACUCUGAACCACAACAGAUUAUUGACGCCGCUAAAUUCGCUUUACGUAAUGUGGCCACUUUGGAAUUAAAGGCGCCAUAUUGGCGUUACUUUCCAACGCCCAUGUGGACUCGAUACGUUAAGAAUAUGAAUUACUUCGUCGAAAUUUGUCUAAAAUAUAUAAAGAAUACCACGGUGCGUUUGAAAACUGAAGGUCCAAGUAAAAAUGGAGAAACAUCUCUUUUGGAGAAAGUAAUAGUAACGCAAGGAAACGAAAAGAUAGCUACCAUUAUGGCUUUAGAUUUGAUUUUGGUUGGCAUUGAUACGAUAUCCAUGGCUGUUUGUUCUAUACUCUAUCAAUUAGCUACACGUCCCGAAGAGCAACAUAAAAUACAUAAAGAAUUAAAACGGUUAUUGCCAGAACCCUUUACUCCGUUAACAAUAAAUUUAUUAGAUCAAAUGCAUUAUCUAAAAGGUUUCAUUAAGGAAGUUCUCCGCAUGUAUAGCACAGUAAUAGGUAAUGGUCGUACCUUACAGCAGGAUACUGUCAUAUGUGGUUAUCGUGUCCCGAAGGGUGUCCAAGCUGUGUUUCCUACCUUGGUGACCGGUAAUAUGGAGCAGUAUGUCACCGAAGCUCAUAUAUUUCGACCCGAGAGAUGGCUUAAGCCUCAUCAAGGCGGGUUUGAAGGCAAUCUACAUCCUUUCGCCUCUCUGCCAUACGGCUAUGGAGCGCGUAUGUGCCUCGGACGUCGCCUAGCCGAUUUAGAGAUGCAAAUAUUAUUGGCUAAGCUUUUACGAAAUUAUAAAUUGGAAUAUAACUAUCCCGCCUUGGAUUAUUCGGUCACAUUUAUGUAUGCUCCCGACGGACCACUAAAGUUUAAAAUGACAAGAAUUUAAAUUUAAAUAGUUUAUGUCCA
Messenger RNA from Glossina fuscipes, 1768 nucleotides. Its product is annotated as probable cytochrome P450 301a1, mitochondrial. Lineage: Eukaryota; Metazoa; Arthropoda; Insecta; Diptera; Glossinidae. The transcript is spliced from 8 exons. Bases 57 to 1748 code for a protein of 563 amino acids. Gene Ontology annotation, molecular function: oxidoreductase activity, acting on paired donors, with incorporation or reduction of molecular oxygen; heme binding; iron ion binding. The record is from RefSeq and is a predicted model, not a curated record.